This is a messenger RNA of Arachis stenosperma, 1520 nucleotides long. Its product is annotated as cysteine-rich receptor-like protein kinase 44. The transcript is spliced from 8 exons. The coding region runs from base 149 to 1447 and encodes 432 amino acids. Lineage: Eukaryota; Viridiplantae; Streptophyta; Magnoliopsida; Fabales; Fabaceae. Gene Ontology annotation, biological process: protein phosphorylation. Gene Ontology annotation, molecular function: ATP binding; protein kinase activity. The record is from RefSeq and is a predicted model, not a curated record.
GUUGGUUAUUAGUUUGAUGACUUUGAUCUAUUCAUUUUAUACUUUUUUUUUUCUUUUCUUUUAUUCUUUUUCCUCAAUCCUGGAAUUUUUGGAAAUCACAUUCAUUUUAUACAGUAACAUUAGAUGAUCUUGUUCAAAGUUUCUACAUAUGCCUAGAAAUGACAUUUUCUAUGAUUCUCCCGGCUUAGUGGAUCCACCACCUCCAGCAUCUAAUGAAGAGCCAUCCCCUAAGAAAACUGAUACAACUUUGUUCUUCCUUGGAGGGAUAGUGGUGUUCAUCAUAUUGUUGAUAAUUUUGGUUGUAUUUUGGAAGCGUACCAAAGGGACCAAAAAUACAACACCUCCUAAAACUACUAAAGGCAAACAAGGGAAACUUACUGAAACAGCAGAAGUUAUAGAUAUGAUGUUUUCAUCUAAACAACAGCAAGGAUCCAUGGAGUUGUUGAGUGGGAACCUUAGGACAAUUAGUUACUUUGACUACCAGAUAUUAAGAAGAGCAACCAAGAAUUUUUCUGCUACUAAUCUUCUUGGAAGUGGUGGAUUUGGGCCUGUCUAUCGGGGAAAGUUGAUGGAUGGAAGAGUAAUUGCUCUUAAGAAACUAUCUUUGAACAAAUCCCAGCAGGGAGAAAGAGAGUUUCUGGCAGAGGUGAGGUUGAUCACAAGUAUCCAACACAAAAAUCUCGUUCGCCUUCUUGGAUGUUGCAUUGAUGGACCACAAAGGAUACUUGUCUAUGAAUACAUGAAGAACAGAAGUUUGGACCUCUUCAUAUAUGGGAACAAUGCUGAUCGAUUCCUGAAUUGGAGCAAUAGGUUCCAAAUUGUUCUAGGCGUGGCAAGGGGAUUGCAGUACCUUCAUGAGGAUUCACAUCUAAGAAUUGUUCACCGAGACAUCAAAGCAAGCAACAUUCUUCUUGAUGAUAAGUUUCAUCCCAAGAUUGGAGACUUUGGCCUUGCCAGAUUCUUCCCUGAAGACCAAGCUUAUCUUAGCACACAAUUCGCUGGAACAUUGGGUUAUACAGCACCUGAAUACGCUUUAAGAGGAGAAUUAUCAGAAAAGGCGGAUAUCUAUAGUUUUGGAGUUCUGUUGCUCGAAAUUAUUUGUUGUAGAAAAAACACAGAUCUCACUUUGUCAUUGGAAAUGCAGUACCUCCCGGAAUAUGCAUGGAAACUUUACGAGAACUCAAAGAUUAUGGAGCUUGUAGAUCCAAAGCUGAAAGAAGAGGGGUUCGUGGAGAAAGAUGUUAUGCAAGCAUUCCACGUGGCAUUCCUCUGCCUUCAGCCUCUUGCAAAUCUAAGACCUCCGAUGUCAGAGAUCGUGGCACUCUUGACAUUCAAAAUUGACAUGGUCACAACACCAAUGAGGCCUGCAUUUCUUGAUCGAAGGCGCAAAACUGAUUUUCAAACCCCUUCCCCAGAAGUAAUAUCCAUGCUUUCACAUCUCCCAUGAGUAGUCUUAUGUAGUAACCAGAAGGAUUGCUUAAACGGAUCUAUAUUCAGAAGAAAUUCUUGUAUAUUCAUAA